Endocarpon pusillum Z07020 is the source of this 1179-nucleotide messenger RNA. RefSeq lists its product as uncharacterized. The record is from RefSeq and is a predicted model, not a curated record. The coding region runs from base 1 to 1179 and encodes 392 amino acids. The transcript is spliced from 2 exons. Lineage: Eukaryota; Fungi; Ascomycota; Eurotiomycetes; Verrucariales; Verrucariaceae.
AUGGCACCCCCAACUGGACCUACUGCUAUCGAAUGGGAGCAACAGCGGCCCUCCAUCACCAAGUUGUACUUCGAGCAGAACAAGCCUCUGAAAGAAGUCCGAGAGAUACUUGCCCACAAGCACAACUUCCAUGCCUCUGAGAGGAUGUACAAGGACCGUGUUCGGCUCUGGCGUCUUAACAAACAUAACAAAGCGAGUGAAAUCCAAGCUGCGUUGCGACUGGCACUCGAGCGAGAAAGAAGCGGAUUGACUCCAGUACCCGGCUUUCAGCUCGGAUCGCGCUAUGUCACAUCGGCUGAAAUCGAUCGUUAUCUUCGCCGGAAGCGUAUCAAAAACCCGUGGGAAUGGGCUCUGGAGAGUCAGCAGACGGCCCAGACCCAGACCUUACGGCCAUCCACAGACUUGGGAUUUAUGUAUGAGCGAUCGGAACGGAGUCUGGCUACUACGAACAUUGAAGCAAUGAACCCGAUUCUCAGUCCUAUCAUCCCAUUCUCCCUUACGCCAAGACAAGAAGAUUUGACUAUCGAGAUGGUGCACAGAACAGUACAUGCUUACCGCGACUCGAAGUGCCCCUUACUACGGAUUAUUGAAGGGAGAAAUUAUUGUGAUCACGUCAUGGUCUACCCCGAGGAAUCUCACUGGUCCCUGUCUAUUGGUGUAGUAAAUUUGCGAAUGAGGAAAUACACACAAGCCGUUUCAUGUUUGGAUCAAACAUUUAACUCUAUCAGACCUUUACUACAACAGGACGAUGUGCAUAUGAUGCAAACAUUAUUCGGACAUAUGAUGAUCUUGGCUAGAGCAGGAGUCGGAGACUUGACAUUUCAGUUCUUGAGCUAUCUGGCCUCAAUGUCCACCAUCGUCCUCGGACAUCAACACCCGAUCCCGGUUGUGGCAAACAUCUUGAUCAAAUCUCCUCCGCAGCUCCUGCACCGUGUUAUCGAAUUCGGAAUACGCAGCCUCGGGCUACUAACACAGCCGGUUAUAAUCCCACCAUCUGGGCCCUCAGCCGAACCAGACGGCCAAAUGUGGAUAGAAGCCGCCAGAUUAAUCACUUGGCCAGUCAACAUUCUCGCACUCCUGGAAAGGAGACCAGAGCCACGUAGUUACGUGGAGUGGAAGGGCAUUGAAAACGAUGCCGCUUCUUGCCUUGGCAAGUUAGCAGAAUUCUCCAUUGGAUGA